Messenger RNA from Musa acuminata subsp. malaccensis (wild Malaysian banana), 815 nucleotides. RefSeq names its product V-type proton ATPase subunit F. Lineage: Eukaryota; Viridiplantae; Streptophyta; Magnoliopsida; Zingiberales; Musaceae. The record is from RefSeq and is a predicted model, not a curated record. Gene Ontology annotation, cellular component: proton-transporting V-type ATPase, V1 domain; membrane. Gene Ontology annotation, biological process: proton transmembrane transport. Gene Ontology annotation, molecular function: proton-transporting ATPase activity, rotational mechanism.
UUUACGUUAUUCGAAAGUAAACGAAGACAACGUGCCGCUUUUGCGUUCUCUCUCCCUCCUUCGCUCCUUCAGAAUUCGUCGUCCCGGCACCGCCAACGAACGGCCAACAGGAGAGGCGGCAACCAAAGAGCAGCGAUUUGCUGUAGGGGUCGGCGGCGCGGGUCUUCACUAGGAGUUGCUUGAGAUGGCAGGGAGAACUCAGAUCCCGACCAAGAACUCUGCCCUUAUAGCUAUGAUUGCUGAUGAGGACACUGUUACUGGAUUUUUGCUGGCUGGAGUUGGCAAUGUUGAUUUACGGAGAAAGACAAAUUACCUUAUCGUGGACUCAAAAACAACAGUAAAAGCUAUAGAAGAUGCAUUCAAAGAGUUCACCGCAAGGGAGGAUAUUGCUGUUGUGCUGAUUAGCCAAUACAUUGCAAGCAUGAUACGGUUUCUAGUUGAUAGCUACAACAAGCCUGUGCCUGCGAUCUUGGAGAUUCCUUCCAAGGAUCAUCCGUAUGACCCUGCUCAUGAUUCGGUUCUAUCUCGAGUGAGAUACCUUUUCUCUGCAGAAUCAGUUGCCUCAGGAAGGCGCUGAAAUGUUUGCUUGAACCACGCAACUAAUCGAUCUGUACUUCUCAAUGGCCUGUCGUUUUUGUUCUUUGUUUUAAUGUGUAUAAGCUUCCAUUCAUUUCGGAGGAACAAUUACUCUUUUGACUUUUGGAAGCAUCACUAUAACUGUAUUGUCUCGAAUAUAUGAUGUCAACUUGGACAUGAGCGGAUCGAUGUAUAAAAGACCUCGAUAAAUAAUCACAAUUCCAUAGUAUAUUAAUUUA